AUGCAUACCGACACUUCAGGUCACCGUGGCAGCUUGGAGGGGAGGAGGGGGGCGGGAGUGCAUGCGCUGGAGCAGAGUCCGCAGAGCCGCAGGUCGGUGCGGCAGUUGACUUUUCGCAGGCCGCGGCUGCGUGACGCUGCUCCUCGAGAGGAAGCAGCAGGGGGGGGGCGAGCGGUCGGAAGGGAGCGCGGCGGCGGCGAAGCGGGGGACUCUGACAGCGCCCGCGCCUCCAGAACGGACGAAGGGGUAUCUUCGUCGUCGCAGGCAGACGCCAGCCGACCGCGCUCCCUCUACGCGAAGCUUUACGAGCGGCACAUUCAGAAGCGUCUGCGGAAAAGGCGAGACGUUGUCCGGCACGCCGCAGCUGGCGGGGAAGGCGUGCAGCGGCUCGAAGCCCGCGACGCCAGAGACAGCAACCCCGGGGGUCUCCCGCCCCGCCCAGGGGGCCACGAUGCGGAUCGCGCAGCUCCACGCAGAAACGCCACCGCCGAUAUCGCAGCCCGGCGGCGUGGGGAACGCGGCAGAAGGACGUCUGGAGACAGGAGGACUCCUGGCCGCCGCGGGGGUCCCCAUUCAGCCAGGGGCUUUGAGGAAGAAGGCGGGCGCGAGGUGCUCGCAGAGACUCCGCCACGCGGGGCGUCGUCUCCUCCCCAGGCAAGCCGAGAUGGCGACGACGCGUCUCCCCGGGCUACGCACGAGCCUCCCGCGUUCGACUGUGAGCCGGCCGCCGGCGAGCGUGUGCUCCCACAGGGGGGCGCUUCGGAGGACUCCUCGCCCCGUGCGUCUUCCCCCAGCGUGUCGCCUUCCACGGGAGGCGCGGGCGGGGACUUGCAGGCGUCCUCGCCUCAGCGGCUUCAUUCGGGCGCCAAGGGGCACGAGAGCGAGCCUGUCAGCUUAGCCAAGAGCACCCGGAGGAAGUCCUGUUCGCAAAACAGCGACUCAGGACGCCGCCAGCGGCGCGCGUCUGGAGGCCGACUUGGGGAGUGCCGGGGUGAUGCACACAGCGUGACGACCCCACUGUCGGCGUGUCACGAGGAGGAGGUAACGGUGGUUUCUGAGUCGCCUGGAGCCGAGGGACAGGAGCCUGCGGGCGAGGCUUGGGCGCUCACGAGGGAGAAGACCCGGAGGCGUGAGGAAGGGCGCAUGCGGGACGGCGCGGCCCGCGACAGAGAGCGCGCCCCCACGUUCCGGGGCCAAACCUUCUCGCCUUCAUCGACUUCGUCUCUGAUGUGGAGCAGCUCGAGUGAAUCGGGCGAGAGCGGUGGAGAGAGUGAGGACGCGGCAGCCACCGCGAGGGCGAGGCCCGCGCAAGGGCCCGGCGAGUCACAGUCGCUUGUGGGCGCACACGACAGCAGUGAGGGAGUGUCCGCCGCGGCCGGGGCUGGCGCUGCGAGGAGGCGAGCCGAGUCCCGUCUGCUGACGCAGCACUGGGACGAAGGCGGCUACUGCCAGCGCCAUGUUGAAGCGCUUGGACGCUACAUCAACAUGCGAGAGAUUGUCGAGCAUGGCACGAUGAUUUUCAACAGCUCGCCGAUGGCUGGGAUUCGCUUCCUGCAGCAGCAGAAUAUUCUUGAUGACAACAGUCUCUCGGUCGCGGCCUUCCUCCUCGCUACGGACGGGCUGGACAAGCGGAUGAUUGGCGAGCUGGUUGGGGGCCCAGACGCCGCGUCGAUCUCGUUCUUGAACGCCUUCUGUACCUUCAUGAGCUUCGCGAACAUGCCGGUGGACGAAGCCCUGCGCCAUUUCCUGACGUUCUUUUUCAUGCCUGGCGAGGCGCAAGUCAUCUUCCGCAUCCUGGAUCGCUUCGCGGCUGCAUACGCAAGAGACAACCCUGAGACGCCUCUGUCGCUGGAAAGUCUGCACGUCUUGGCUUACGCGCUUCUGAUUUUGAACACCUCUCUCCAUCAUCCGCGGCUCCAGUCGAAAGACAGAAAGGUCCUCCUCUCGCGCGCCGACUUCUUGAAGAUGGUCACCUGCGCAGGCGUCGAGCUGUCCGAACAAGAGCUGGGAGACACGUAUUCUCGCAUCCUGCUCCAGGAGUUCAAGACGUCUUUCUCCGCAUCUGAAAAGACCUACGCGCGUCUCUCGGCGGAGAAACCCGCAGGCGAGGGGGGCCCGCCGUCGGCCCUACGCCGUCCACGCGGCGGCAGCACUUGGGACGCGUACGGAUCGGUUCCAAGGUGCCACCGCUCUGUGCCAGCUCCGAGUGCCGGUCAGCUCGGCAGUCCGUGCCAAGGGCGUUUCUGUUCGCCGAAUCCGCAGGGAGGGCCGCGGCCCGUCUCUCAAGCCCCCCUCCAGUCCUUGGUGCUUCCGGAGGGCAUUCGCCGCAGCUGCGCGUUCCCGCUCGCGCACGCCGGAGCGUCGGCUUCGUCUGUAGACCCUCGGACUUGCCCAGAUCUCGGCACGAUGAGUGCGGCGGGCGCCGUCUCAGCUGCCGGCGCGGCCGGCCGUGUCGCCUGCCGCUCGCAGUGCGCCAAAUGCGGCAGCCCCCUCGGAGGUGUGCAGACGACCGGCGGCUCGCGGGGGGGGAUCCCCGGGGGGGCGUCGACGUGGACUUCGGUAGUCGUCGCAGCAGGCUCUGAAGCCGCGGCGACGGGGCAUCGGAGCGCCUCUCCCUGUCAAGGAGCGUCGGCGUCUCGUCGUCUCGGGGACGCGCAGCCUCUCGAGAGCGGGAAUGCUCCCUCCGCGACGCCUGCGUUUGAAGCAGCCAAGCCGGAGGCCGGCGAGAGCCUCGCGUCUCAGCGAGGGGGAGACAGCUGUCUGCCAGGUGGACACGACAACGGCGCACCACCGGAAGGAACGCGCACUGGGCGGCAGCUUGCCGAUGCUGCCGAAGGUCGUUCAGGCAUAGGCGAGGCCUGCGUCGAGCCGUCCACUGGCUAUCUCGUCCCCCAAGGAGGCACAGGGGCCAAGGACGAGCUGCAGCUUGUUCGCGGCGCACCGGCGUCGUCGGUGGCAGGCGCACCUUCUCGAAGGGGAUUUGGCGCCGACGCCGUCGCCUCGGCAAUCAGGCCUGCGACCUGUCCGUCAGUGGGCCCCUCCUCCGCCAGUCCGGCGAGGGAGGUUGGUGCGUCUGGCAGGGAGAGUCAGGUUUUGUCUGCUUCUGUUUUCGCAGGCCCGGGAGGCACAGCUGCUGUGCCGCAGGCUGCCUACCUCUCCUCGCUGGUCACCUCUUCGUUCUGGCUGUCUGCGCCUGCUGUGGAGGAAGUCCCGCAGCCUCCUGUCGCGCCGCCGGCGCUCAGUCUGGGCGGCUGGGCGCUCAAGGUUGCGGGCUUCGACGGGAUGGAAGGCAGGCGCAAAGCUUCCGGCGUGUCGCUGCGGCUGCAUAAGCGAUACGUGUGGAUUGAAGACGCGGAGUUGUGCUGGGGUCGGCGUCCGCCGACCGCCGCGGGGGGGCGGCGCCUCAGUCGGCCGGGCACUUCCUCGGCCCCCUGGGCCUGUCGCGCAGAGACUCGAAGCCCCCCGGCGGCCGGAGGGGACGAGCGGCCGGAUGCAGAGCGACCUCUCGAGGAGUUUUUCGUACCCUCGAGAGGUGGUGACCUCGGCGCCCGUGAGCAGGCGAGCGGCCCUGGAGAUCCGCUCGCGUCUGCGCUCAUGAGUGACAGGGCACGCAGCCGGAAGGGGCACGGGGGGGAAGGCCUCGCGCGCUGGCGCGUGGCGCCGGGAGGCGGCGGCGAAGGCCGCUCGCGUGCCAGCUGGCGCGCCGCGGCUGCGAGCUCACACAAUGGGGACAUGCAGACGCCCAAGCCGGCCGGUCUCUGCGCGGUUACUUCCGUGGCGGUCAGCAGCCAGCUUGGCGCAGAUGCGACGCGGAAAGAAGGCAGUCGAGGGCAACUGGAGCAGAUUGGAGAGACCUCGGGCGAAGGCGAGAGCAACGCGUCAGAUGACGACGGCGGCACCGAACUGGCCGUGCCUGCUGAGGCCUCUUCCGCCGCACGGCCCUCCGGCUGGACGAGUCGCAUUGCGUUGAAGGGGCUGCGAGUUCCGCGCAUAUUUGUGCCCAAUCCCUUCAAGAGAAACGUGGCGCACAGUUCCCCUGCGUUGCGGCCGUCUGACCGCGCCUCUGGCGGAGGCGUUCCCGGCGAGCCCACGAGCAACCUGUCGCGCAUGGAUGGCGCGUCACCCAAAGCACUCCGCGACGCCGGCGGGCGAGAUUCGCGAGGCCGCGCGGACGGGGACAGGGCCCUCCAAGGGGCGGCAUCUGGCGCGGGCUCGCCUGCAGUUCCACAGCCUGCUGCGUCGGAGCGUAUGGGUUCGAGUCCCGGCGGAGCCCCUUCGGGCAGCGGGGAAACUUACGGCGCGGGCGAGUGUCUGCCCCCCGAGAGCGGGGCGCCCUCUGCGGUGGCCGCUCCCUCCUCUGCCUCGGGCAGCAGCCCCGUCGGGUCCGUCGCGCUCACACAGGGGGCGGGGUCGCCUCUACUUGCGCCUCAAGCCGCGAGCGAGGGCCGGCCGAAGUCUCGUGCCGGCGCGUUGCCUGCGGCGCCGAUGCCUCCGGGCGGGGGCUGCGCGGGCUUCACAGACGCCGCGACCGCGUUGGGCGCGGCCCUGUCGCCCGCAGCGGCUCCGUUGGAUGUUCUGGGGGGCGUGCGUGGCUUUGGUGCGGAGGCUUCUCCGGGGCCUUCCUCAGGAGGCACUGUCCCUGGCCGUGGUGAAGCAGGAGUGAAGCGAGACACCUUCGCAGCUGUCGCCCAGAUGUGGCACCACACAUCCAUUUCGUGCCUGUCGGGCGACGUGCUGACGCCGGUGGGUGCCGCGCGUGGAGCUGGAGCCAGCGAAACGUCUCCGAACGACGGCGUGAGCACGGCCGCGGCUGCGGCCGCCUGCCCCACGGCGGCGUCGCUGGGGGUCCCUGCCACCGGCAUUGCGGUGGCUGGGCUCCAUGCGGCAGGCAGGAGUUCUCCCCGCAUGGGUUGCGCAUCAUCGAACUUGCCUACGUCUGCGGCUGGUUUGCGAGAGCGCGACGGAGCCCCGAGAGCCGGCGAAGGUUCUGCAGGCUCCACGCAUGCGGAGACGAGCGAUUUCACGCGACCGCAGGACGCGCCAGGGGUCCCGCGCCCAGGGAAGGGGAGGGCGUCCGAGCCCGCCAAAGCGAGGACGAGCAGCAACCGGGAGAGUAGCAACCACAGCGAGGGCCGCGUGCGUUCUCCUCACAGCAGCGCGGGGCUCCGUUUGAGGCGGAGACUUUCUUCGCUGCGUGGGCCCGACGCCGCGGCGGGGCCGACCCGCAAGGCGGAGGCGCGAGCCGAGGGAAGCAGAGCUGGCGCAGAGAAGAAGCCAGGCGCUCACCUCGGCUUCUUGGCGCGCCUCUUCCAGCCCGUCCUCGAUAUGGCCCAACCGGUUCUAGGCAUGGCACAACCUGUUCUAGGCAUGGUGCCCGUGCGCCGGUACCCUCUCAGCGAGCUCACGGAUGUUUAUCUGGGCGCCCCUGCGGAGAUUGCGGCAGGAAUCGAGAAGGCCGCAGUACCAUUCGCGGACCUCUUCGGCGACGGGGGGCUGUCUCAGCCUUUCUUCCUGGAAGGGCCCGCCUGGUGGCUUUCCUCGUGGCCGCCUCUCAUGCCGGGCAAGGGCGACCCCGGCGCGUGGAUGCCUUCGUGGUCUACGCCGUUUAUGCCUUUCGGCCGAGGGGACCCCGCGUUUCCUCGCGCCUCUCACGGCCACCCCGACAUCGGCCCCGGCGCUGUGUGCCUCACACUGUCUUUCGAGACGAAGCUCGUGAUUCUCGUUCUCCCCUACCACGCGCCAGGCGGACUCCCGGAUGACGCCGCGCUUCCCCCCGCGGGCUCGACGGCGAGUGCCUGCGCGUGUCUCUCGCCUUAUCGCCUCGCUCCGGCCGAGUCUAUCUUCGCUGUUUCGUCUGCCAGCGCGCCGCCAUCCGCUGAUUUGCCGCUCUGUCCCACGGUUGUCUGUCGCCAGCCUUCAGCGGGCUCUGCGUCCUUCGAGGCCGCGUGGAACCCCCACGCGGCCCAAUCUUCGGUUCCUUCGUCCGCCUGCUCGGCGGCCUCGGAGAGACAGCCUUCGAGCGCCCCUGCUGCCGAAGGCGACCCCCACGCAGAGGGGCUUCGCGCGCGAGGCGGCGGGUCGCCUCCUCGUGCCCACCUCGACCCCCCCACCGGCCCCGCGCCCGCUCCCGAGCAGCUCGCGGGUCCUUCAGGUGCGGCGCAGACCUUGGGCGAACCCGGCGGAGACGAAAGGGACUUGGACGCGCGUGGGGGAGCCGAAGUCGCGGAGCCCUCGAGUUCGUUCCACGCGCGGGGGAAGUCCCAGCGCCCCCUCUCUCCUCUUGCGGCGCAAGGUGGCUCGGCCAGGGGCAGAAAGGGGCUGGGCUCGAAGGCCCUCCAGGCAUUUCUGAGUGCAGGCGGGCCGCCUGCCCGCGCGGCCCUCGAGGGCGGUCGCGGAGACGAGCCGACCGCGCCCGGAGGAGGGCAACCUGACGCAGGCCCUGGGGGCGCGGCCCCGAGGGAAUCGAGCGAAGAAACCGGCGACGGCUGCGGGGGCAGGGAGCCCUCGUGGCCCGCGGCUGGCGGGGCUGUCGACCCUCUGGCACAGCAGCCGUGCGACGCGUCUUCGGUGCCCCUCUCCGCUCGCGCUGCGGAGACAGGCGCGCCGAGCGAGAGGCCGGCGAAGACUGACUUGGCGUCCGCAGACGCGAGUCGCGAGCCGAGUCGCGCCGCCCCGCCUGGCUGCUCCAGCGGCUAUGGCGGAGAGUCAGCGCAGUCUCUGCUUCAAGAACUGCCGCGCCAGCAUCACGGCCCUCCCGAGACCAGGCCACAGCCAGCGGAGGUCCCGGUGCCGCAGUCUCCGCGGCGACAGGAUGAGCAGCACGCCAUGGCGGCAUGCGAAGAUGUUCCAACAGCGAAGCAGAACGAAGGCGGAGCCGUCCGAGAGGACCCUGAGCGCCGCAGGCAGGCACUCGCCUCGAGGGGCUGCGCAGAGGGUCUGGCGCUGGAAGGGGGCGAGGGAGGCGGAAGCGUCAUCGGCGGCUCGGCGGGCUGGAAUGCGUCGAGCGUCCUCGACUGGCGACUGCUUUUCUCGUUCCUCCGAGACCAGCUCGAGUUCAACAGAGUCGUCCAGGCGCUGAAGGCGCAGAGAGAGGCGCACGUGGUGCGCGAGCUGAGGAAGCGGAUGGAGGACAGCAGAGAGACCGAAUGGGCGGAACAAAUCUUGCCGCGCCUGUUUCGCCACUGGGUGCUGACGCCGUCUCUCUCGUUUCUGAAGGAAGAAGCAGUCGCUUCCAGGGCACGCGCGCUCGGCGAGUCGCUUCUGUUAGUGCGUCGCCAGCAGCGGAGCCAAGCGCUUUGGCCGUAUGCGCCCGACGAGGCGCAGGGCGCCGGCGACGAGCGCGCAACUCUAGCAAACAAGCGCCUGUCCGAUGGCGUGUCCUGCGCUGAGCAGGCAGCCUCUUUCGAACACCGCGGCAGUGCUGCUGCCUCCGUCGUGACUCCGUCUUCCUCAGUGGAAAGGACUUCGGAGUCGAGACUACGAGAAGAGGACGAACGUCGCGCCAACGCAGGCAGGGCCGCGGCCCGCGGCCAGUCGCCCGCGGGGAAGCAGGCCCCGGCGAGGGACAGCCAGGAGCAGGAGAGUCGAUCGAGCAGCGGCGCCAGCCAGCCAGCCAGGCGCCAUAGCGGCAGACUGUAUGGGAGCGGAAAGCUGGGCAGCAUGCGGAUGUCCGCCGAAGACCUCAGGUGGCAGCAAGCGUGGAAGCGGCAUGCGCCGCAAAUUAGUGGCUCAGACGACGACGGCGAGGCGGCGGGCCUUUCGCCUCGGUCAAGGGCCAACGCCACAGGCGAGGCUUCCAGCCCGGAUUUCGAAGAGGUAGCGAGACAGGCCGGCGCGGAGACUGGCGCCCACGCCGCGUACCACGCCGUGCGCACAGACGGCCUCGAGGACUUGCACGUGUCCGCGCAGCUUCUUCUCCUAUGGCAGGCGGGUCUGCCAGCCAGUCUGCGGGGUUUUCUCUGGUCUUUAGCUCUCCCAGGCGCCUCGUCGCUUGACAAGUGCGCCUGGCGUCGCAAUCCGUUCAUGCGCGCAGGCUGUCCCUCGGCCGCCUGGAGCAGCAGCGGCAGCGCAGGGGAGUGCGCGGCCCGCCGAGGAGGCAGCAUCGCGCAGCGGUCGCUCGCGUCGGUCUCGACAACCGAUGUGAGCCGCGUGGGGAGCAGCACCAGCAGCGCGAGUGGGGGCAGGGGUGACUGUUCGAGUCGCGCCCGACAGCCUCCCCCGGGGACUGCCGAGCUCGCGAAGCACGGCCGAAAGAUCUGGAGGAUCGACGAAGCUGCGGAGCGCCUCGACGGCGAGGAGGCGCCGCCGGGCCUCGAGGCCUCAGGGUUCCCUCUCGCCUGCUCUGACGCAGAGGAGGCGAGCUGGGCGGAGAUUUACAUGGAGCUGCGAGCGCGCGCAGAGGCAGUCAAGCAGCUUCACGCGCUGCUGCAGCAGCGCCGGUGCGGGCCCGUCGGGUCUCACCUCCGGCACUCCUCGAACGAUGCCUUCAGUGCGCACACCCCCGCGGCUCUCGUUCACCCCAGGGGACCGCGCAGCGAACGGGGGCCGUGGGGUGGAGACCUGUCGACCGCGGAGCGACCCGAGUCCGCAGGAGCGGACGGCUCCACGCAGCCGGCAGACAUCCCUUCAGAGGAAGCCGGCGUCCAGCCGCGAGUCCUGCUUGAUCUGAAACUUAGCUCGCGGGCGGGCGCGGCCGCGCGGCCUGGGUCUGCUCCACCUGCUGACUCGCUCGACGCCGCCGCACAGGUUCCGGCGGGGACCUCGGGACGAGCCUCAGAGGAAGCGAGAGAGGGGGUUCGCCCCUCGGGACCCGGGUCGCCAGAAAUACAGGUCUGGAAGCCGCAGGCUUUGGGGGCUGGACUCGGAGGAAGACAGAGUAUGGACUUCCGUAUCGAGGAGGGCGCCGACCCCAACCACGACGUGUCGGACGACGCUCCGGCUGGCUCUGCAUCAAGCGGGUCUGCCGCACAAUCGGCGAGGCGUGCGCAGCCCGAUGUAAACCUUCCCGUCCGAGGCGCGCAGGAGCAGCUGGAGGCUGGCGUAGGCCCCCCCCACGCACAUCUGGCCUCAUCGCAGACGCGGUCCUUCGCGGGCGCUGACCGCGGACGCAGUCCGGACGUGGCGAGCGAAAAAAAUACACAGUCGGCAGUAGUGCGCGGGUCCGAUGUGAAGGAGAACAGCGCGCCUGCGACCCAGAAGGCGAACCCUCUCCCAGACCAAGGCUCUGGAGCCCAGGAGACUCGAGCCGCAAAGGGGCGCCUCGACGCGAGCGCGCAUGCCGACACGCGAUCCGAUGCGUCGUGUCCUCUGUCUGGCCCCAAGAGCGUCGCAUCCUGUGGCGAGACACGCGGCCGCUGCCGAGUCUCGGCGGCGGAUGGGGCGGCUCGCGCGCACUUCUCUCGCCUCCAGAGAGAUCUCCCCGGCACGUACCCGCUUCUGCUGCGCCUUCCUGAGGGCGUGGCGACCGCGGAGCCCGUCCUCGCGGCUGGCGCAGCCCUGGAGCUUCUGGCUUCGCUGGAGGGGCCCGUCGCAGAGUGCGUCUGCACGUGCAGCGGCUCGGGCGCUGCGCCAGCAUGUGCGGAGUCGCACGGCUUCGCCCCGUGCUUCGGCGCCUUCCUUCGAGCCGCGGGUUUCGGCGCAACGUGCGCGGGCGGGGCGCCGGGGGCCCCAUGCGGCUGUGGGGCACCAAGCUCUCAGCGGGUUGGGUUUCCGUGGGGCCAGCCGCAUGCGUGUCCGCCGCUGUGCACGGCGUGCUGCCAGUGCCGGCGCUGUCAGAUCGCGGAAGAAACCGCGAAGCAAGCGCGAGCAGGGGCAGCGCUCGAGAGCGACUGGCGUGAGUCGGCGGACGCGACGCAGUUGGCCGCUGAGGGCGUGUCGGACGGCGCACUCCGCGCUUCCUCCUCCUCUGGGCGCCAAGGCUCUCUCAGCCACGGCUCCCCGGGAGGCGCGCGUCUCGACUCCGGCUCCACACAGACAGAGCGCGAGGACGGGGACGCGUCUGCGGACUUCUUGAGUCUGGCGUCCUUCCGCGUCAUGGCUGCGCUGGACGAGUCGGAUGACGAGGGCGCGGCGUGCGGCUUCGGCGCGGCUGAAAAUGACGUGGGCAGGCCGGCCUCCCCGUGGCCCCCGCCACGAGGCAACCGCCGGCCGCCUGAAGUGCAGGCGCCCCACGACGAGCCGCGGGUCACGCAGGCCGCGGGAUCUGAACCGAGCAGUCCGCUGAGCGCUGCGGCGCGGGGCGCACAGGGUACCGAGGGGGCCGGGAGGUGCCGCAGCGCGCCGUCGAGACCGACCCAGGGCCUGCCGCCGCUCGAGCCCCUCGAGGCGACAGCCGCGGGGUCGUCGUGCGAGGCGAUUUCCACCCGCCGCAGCGGCUCAGGGAAGUUGGCGGAGAAGACCGUGUGCUUCUGCCCCAGGUGUUCGAUUGCUGCAGGCGCGGCUGAAGUCGUCGAGUGCGUGGUCCUGCAUAUGCCCACGAUCGGAUACGUGCAAGGCAUGGCAGCCGUUGCUGCUGUACUUCUGUUCUUCGUGGAGCGCGAGAAGGCAUUCGUUCUAAUGGUGCAAAUGCUUCAGCUGCAGCCGCUGCCAGACUUCUUCAUGAUGAGUUCCUUGGGAAAAAGAACUCUUCGCCACCAUCUGUCAGCGUUCAAGCGCCUCUUGGCCGCCCUCCUCCCGGACUUGUCUGAACACUUCACCAGUCUCCACUUGUCUCCGUCCUUCUACUUGCUGCCGUGGGUGCUUUCUCUUUUCACCUCGGCUCUCCCCCUUCACAUCGUCGUCCGCGUCUGGGACUGUUUCAUUCUCGCGGGAGGCGGACGCGACACUCUGUUCCAGAUUGCGCUUGCGAUUCUGCACUACUACGACGACGCCCUCAAACGAUGCUCCUUCGAGGGAUGCGUCGCACUCUUGAGCAGGCAGAACUGGCGGGCGUCCGCCGGGACCGCUUUCGAUGAGGACCGCUUCUUCGCAGGGCUACGAUGGGUUGAGAAGCAGUGGCUAGAGAUUGAAGGCGCAUGA
Besnoitia besnoiti is the source of this 11016-nucleotide messenger RNA. RefSeq lists its product as uncharacterized. The record is from RefSeq and is a predicted model, not a curated record. Lineage: Eukaryota; Apicomplexa; Conoidasida; Eucoccidiorida; Sarcocystidae. The coding region runs from base 1 to 11016 and encodes 3671 amino acids. The transcript has 18 exons. Gene Ontology annotation, biological process: regulation of ARF protein signal transduction. Gene Ontology annotation, molecular function: guanyl-nucleotide exchange factor activity.